Molecule: messenger RNA, 1810 nt
Organism: Linum tenue
Lineage: Eukaryota; Viridiplantae; Streptophyta; Magnoliopsida; Malpighiales; Linaceae
Source: the annotation of a GenBank genome assembly
AGCUUGCUCAGCCGGCGACUUUUUUAGUGGCGGAGCUGAAGAGUGAAUACAACGAGCGGCGCGGAAGAGCUGUAAGACCACCGAACGACGAGAAACGAAUUAACUGAAAACAGGUAAAUCCGUGAGCAGAAACAAGUUCCUCUUCUCCGAUGUCAGCCGCCGCCGCCAUCUUCUCCUAAUUGUAGCCGCCAAAGAAUCAAAAGCAGCUUGCUUCAGUUUCGCCCGGCGUCCGGCGAAACAAACAGAGGCGCGUGCUCUCGUGGCCGAAGAUGCCUAAGAGAUGUGGAGAGAAAUUGCAGACAGAGAAGCGGGAAAAACCCGACCAAAUUCCUUCAAAAGCCGCGUCACAUCCGGCUUGAGCUCCGAUCUACAGCUCUCCAAUCACAAAGACAUCGUUUCCCCUCACAGAGGUUCCGUCAAUUCUCUCCAGGUUGAUUUGACAGAGGGGAGAUACUUGUUGGCCGGUGCGGCGGAUGCGUCCACUGCCGUUUUCGAUGUCCAACGGGCGACAGAAUAUGAAGGCGGCGGAGCCAUCGCUAAGCACCGGCAUGUAUUCGCUAUCGACAAGCAGCACAGGGCUGCCCAUAAAUUCGCCGUAUCAACGGCAAUAUGGUAUCCGAUCGAUACUGGGCUGUUCAUCACUGGUUCUUAUGAUCAUUAUAUCAAAGUCUGGGAUACCAACAGCACCCAGGUUGUGAUGAAUUUCAAAAUGCCUGGGAAGGUUUAUCGAGCUGCUAUGUCUCCCUUGGCCACCUCUCACAUGCUGAUAGCAGCUGGGACUGAAGAUGUUCAAGUUCGACUAUGCGAUAUUGCCUCAGGGGCAUUUUCACAUACACUUUCUGGUCAUCGCGAUGGUGUUAUGACAGUAGAAUGGUCUACUUCAAGUGAAUGGGUGCUGGUUACAGGAGGUUGUGAUGGUGCUAUUCGGUUUUGGGACAUUAGAAGAGCUGGAUGUUUCCGUGUUUUAGAUCAAUCUCGAACUCAGUUAGGCAGGCGCCUACCUGUCCUUCGCCGCUCCAUGACCAAUAAGGUACUUUAUGUUCGGGCCAAAAAGUUUGAAUCAAUAGAUACCACGUCCUUCAAUAUGAAAAAAACUGUGACUGGGAAUGGAGCAAAACAGCAGUCAGCUCUUGGUCGAACACCAGGAAAGGGAUCUGUUAAACCCAGAAUGCAUCCAGGGUUGUUGUCCACGCAAGACCGUGCUACUGCUCACUAUGGUGCUGUCACAGGUUCCAGAGUAACUGAAGAUGGCAUGUAUCUUCUAAGUGCAGGAUCUGAUUCAAGGUUAAGGUUAUGGGACAUUGAGUCCGGAUGUAACACUCUCGUGAACUUUGAAACUGCACGAUUACAGACCAGCAAGCCCAUCCAGAUGGCGACUUCUGGAGAUUCAAGACUGGCCUUUGUACCCUGCAUGACAGCUGUGAAGGCGUUUGAUCUUUGGUCCGGCGAGACAUCUAUGGUUCUUCGUGGCCAUUAUGAGAAUGUUAACUGCUGUUGGUUUAGUUCCCAGGAUCAGGAGCUGUACACAGGUGGCAAUGAUAGACAAAUUCUGGUCUGGUCUUCUUCCAAACCUCACGAGGAUGUUUCGGUGGCUGAAGAUGGAGAUAACUGGAGUGACUGACUGAAACUUGCUCCAUCAGUCUCAGUUGUGUUGUAAAAUAGGGAUGCAAAUUUCACCACUGUGUUGUGUAUCUUGUGUUUGCUUUAUGAGUUAUAAAUAGGUGGAAGAACAAAUGCAAUCUCGUUUUUAUUCGGAAUAAAAAACUAGUUGUCUACUCAAUUCGAGAAGACCUCUCUCUUUACACAUCAA